UCGCAAUAAAUAUGUUGAAUCGCUUCUAUUUCCGCUGCUUGAGCACAGCUGCGAAGAGUGCUGAAGAAAAAGCAACAAAAGUGAGCCUUAUAAAGCGGUUAAACUACGAAAAUAAAGCACUGUACGGUGCGGUUAUCAGAACGAGGAAGAAAAAGGUGGUUGCAGCACCGCAAACGCCUAGAAAUGAAACGGAAUUCUCAUCGGAGAUUUACUGGCAAAGUCGCAACGUUUCUCGUAUUAUAGAAACACAAUUACCUCCGGCAACAGCAACCCCGGUUAUCGCUCAAACAGAACCGCAACUAGCCGGAUUGCCCACACCGUUCACGAGACUGGAGCUGAAUUCUAUGAACAGAUUCCCGUUGGUGCCAUCCUCAAGUGGUAUCCUUGAGGCCCGCUGGCCACUACACGAGCAACAUGAAAGUGUGGAAUACAAAGCGCCUUCGGUUAAUCGAGUUCUUACGGCCACAAUGCCGGAAGCUUCGCGACAGGCGCUGCUCCGUUGGAAGGCAUCCAAAAUCGCCGAAUUAGGAGAGGAGGGCUUCCAGCAAAUGCAAAAGGAAAUCUUCGAACGAGGCACUAACUUGCACUCCGUGCUGGAAUUAUGGCUGGCUGGUGAAGACCCUCCGUCGGCGAUGAUCGAGCGAUCCAGCUCCCUGUGGAAGAGUGUAGAAAGUGCCUUAGCCAAGGUAGAGCGUCCUGCACAGAUAAUCGAGAAGAGACUGUACCAUCCUUACCUGCACUACAGCGGAGUAGUCGAUUGCAUGACUUCGAUAGAGGGGAAAUACCACGUGAUCGAAUGGAAAACGUCGGAUAAUCCCAAGAAAACGGUAGCGGCCACUUACGAUGCCCCGAUUCAGCUAUGUGCUUAUCUAGGAGCGUUGCAGGCCAGUAACGAGCUACGGGAGACAAAGGUAGAAAACGGAGCGAUAUUCGUUGCGUACACUAGCGGCAAACCAGCCAAUGUCCAUCUGCUAAAUUCAACCAACAUGCGACGUUACUGGAAUUUGUGGCUACUGCGUCUGCAAGAAUACUGGAUUCGUUAUCGUGAUGGGACCCUUCCGGAACCCAUUUAAUUGCUUGUUAUAGCUUUCCUG
Messenger RNA from Anopheles darlingi, 1094 nucleotides. RefSeq names its product mitochondrial genome maintenance exonuclease 1-like. Gene Ontology annotation, biological process: mitochondrial DNA replication. NCBI's taxonomy places the organism in Eukaryota, Metazoa, Arthropoda, Insecta, Diptera, Culicidae. The record is from RefSeq and is a predicted model, not a curated record. The coding region runs from base 12 to 1073 and encodes 353 amino acids. The transcript is spliced from 2 exons. Gene Ontology annotation, molecular function: single-stranded DNA exodeoxyribonuclease activity. Gene Ontology annotation, cellular component: mitochondrion.